Magnolia sinica is the source of this 1480-nucleotide messenger RNA. RefSeq names its product cyclin-H1-1. Gene Ontology annotation, biological process: regulation of transcription by RNA polymerase II; regulation of cyclin-dependent protein serine/threonine kinase activity. Gene Ontology annotation, cellular component: nucleus; transcription factor TFIIK complex. Bases 151 to 1161 code for a protein of 336 amino acids. NCBI's taxonomy places the organism in Eukaryota, Viridiplantae, Streptophyta, Magnoliopsida, Magnoliales, Magnoliaceae. The transcript has 14 exons. The record is from RefSeq and is a predicted model, not a curated record. Gene Ontology annotation, molecular function: cyclin-dependent protein serine/threonine kinase regulator activity.
UACGUUCUCGUAUGAGCACUUUCCUCUCCAUUCCCACCAUUUCAGCCACUUUCGAGCUUCUCUAUUGCCGAUUUUCUCAUUCUAAAAUCCCCAUUUUUCUCAAAAUCUCCUUUUUAUUUAACAGGAACUCGUCUAGGGUUCGGAUCUCCAAUGGCCGAUUUUCAGACAUCAACUCAUCGAUCGACGUGGAUUUUCACACCGCAGGAUUUGUUGGAAAAAUAUCAAGCUUCAAAUCAAAGAGCUAUAAAAACACUUGAGCAGUAUGGAGCCACACGUUUGGAAGUAGAUGUUGAUGGGUCAUUAUCAUACCCCAAACCACAAUUUGAAGGAAAAGAUAAUGUUGUUGAUCGGCAUUCCCUUCCAAAACCACUUAAUGCUGAAGAGGAGCAACUUAUGCGGGUGUUCUAUGAGCACAAAAUUCAAGAAGUCUGUGGAGCUUUCGGAUUUCCACAUAAAAUUCAGGCAACAGCUAUAAUAUACUUUAAAAGGUUCUACUUACAAUGGUCAGUAAUGGAGCAUCACCCGAAACACAUAAUGCUAACUUGCGUAUACGCAUCUUGCAAGGUGGAGGAAAAUCAUGUAUCAGCUGAGGAGCUUGGCAAGGGGAUUCAACAGGAUCAUCAAGUGAUCCUCAAUAAUGAGAUGAUUGUUCUUCAGAGUCUUGGAUUUGAUCUUAUUGUUUUUGCCCCGUAUCGGUCAAUUGAAGGCUUUGUUGAUGAUAUGGAGGAUUUCUGCCAAGCCACGGAUGGCAAGGUACAAAAGUUUAAGGAUUUGCGAGAAACUGCGAAGUUGGAGGUAGAUAGAACUAUGCUAACUGAUGCGCCACUUCUCUUUCCCCCUGGACAGUUGGCAUUGGCUGCCUUGCGUAGGGCAACUGAGGUACACAAAGUUCUCGAUUUUGAGAGAUACUUGGAGAGCAUUUUCUCCCGACAACGUUCUACCCACACUAUAUCCGAGCUAAUUGGAUCUCUGAAUGCCAUUGAUUCUUGGGUGAGGGAACUCAAAAUACCCACAGCAAAAGAUAUGAGGCAUAUUGAUCGAAAAUUGAAGAACUGUUGGGAUCCGAGCUCACAAGACGAUAGUAAGAAACGUGAGAAGAGAUCAAAACACAAGUCCAAAAGAAGCUCGAAUGAAGGGCAAGCAGCACCUUCAAUAUUGUAAAACUACUUGGCUGUAUUUGGGAAAGGAGCUUGACAUGCAGGGAAAUUACAAAUUAGCAGCUGAAGAACUCAGUGUAGCAGAAAACCCAUCUCAAUUUAGAAUCCUUUUACAGGAUUAGAAAAAAUAGCUUGUAUGAACAGCAUUGCUUGCUUUGGUAUUGUUAGGUUGAAGGAAAUGCAUUCCAAAAGUGUUUUUGAGUGUUUGGUCAUGACCUAACAUGUUCUUGGGCACCCAUGCUGCAAUGAUUUUAACUGAGAGGGCUCUGUGGUGAUUGCCAUAAGCUUGUACAUUCUGAUGGGAAAUUUGGCUUGGAUGUUGA